AUGGCAGCAGUGCAGCUGACAUGUGCCUAACGUGACGAGAAGAAGAUGAACUUCAGCCGGAAAAGAGUGAGAGCGUAGUUGAGCUGCUCACAGUCCUCACAGAGACAUGCAGAGUGCUGGAGGCAGCGCGGAUCAGCCUCAUCCUCUGUUUGGAGGAGCGCUGUCAGCUGUCAUCCCCCACAGCGCCACAGACACCAGCGAGCUGAGGGAGAUCCCGGACAACCAGGAGGUGUUUGCCCAUGCACACACCGACCAGAGCCUGAUCGUGGAGUUGGUGGAGUAUCAGGGUCAGGUGGCAGACCAAGACGCCGCCAGGUAUCACUUUGAAGACAUCGCAGGCAGUAACAAAGCUCUAGAGCCAGGUGCUUUUGAAGUGGCCAGCGUUGUGCCCCUGCCCAAAUCUGAGCUGUCCCUGUCAGAGUGCAGCUCUGCCUGGAUGCUGACUGGGACACAGUGUGUAUCCAAAUUCAACGAAGAAGCGAGGAAUACAGUGACCCUUCACCUGGGUCUGUUCCGGCUGCCACAGUUCUCCACAGAUGUCCUGAUAAGCUUCAAUGAUCCGCAGAACAUCAGCCCUGACAGCAGCAGUGCUGCUUCAGUGGGGACACACAGAGGGCCAUGGACGGUGAAGGACUUCCAGCGCUUGUUGCAGACCCUGACUCUGCACAACCCGGGGCUGUUUGGCUAGAACAACUGCGUGGGACCUCACCUGAUUACAGAUUUAGUCCCAGGCACAUUAAAACAUGUUAAGCCUGUGUUUGGUGGGGGACACCAUGAGAAGCUAUCCCGCACCAUGCUUUGGGCCCACAAGUUUUAGAAGUAAUUCUCUUGAGCAGUGGUCCAAUCCCUGCUAUACGACAUAGGAAUACAUGUUCUGUUCUGCCUUUGAUUUUGUUCUGAAACCUAUCUCAUGAUAUAAAGAUAGUUUUGUCAUAAUAAAUGUGUUGGAAGAA
Molecule: messenger RNA, 953 nt
Organism: Micropterus salmoides (largemouth bass)
Lineage: Eukaryota; Metazoa; Chordata; Actinopteri; Centrarchiformes; Centrarchidae
Gene: rangrf
Product: RAN guanine nucleotide release factor
Exons: 2
Coding region: 107-688 (193 amino acids)
Biological process (GO): regulation of membrane depolarization; heart contraction; protein import into nucleus
Cellular component (GO): nucleus
Molecular function (GO): transmembrane transporter binding; small GTPase binding; sodium channel regulator activity
Source: RefSeq, a predicted model, not a curated record